CAACUUAUUAAUACGGCCACGUCGCCCUGCCUAUCCAAGCCAGUCAAGCCCGGCGUCGAACACCCUGCGCGCAGACCCCUUGCCGCCGCUGCGUCCUCUCCUCCUCCCGCGUCGCACGCACCGCACCCACUCGCGCACCGAUGGCGUUCGCGCUCAAGGCCUCCUCGUCCUCCUCCGUCGCCGCUUCCUCGGCGGCGGCGUCGUCGGCCUCGUUCGCCGCCUCCGCGGCGCCAAGGGGGCGCCGCGCCGCGCCGAGGAGGGUCUCGUUCCGCGGGGCCGCGCCCAUGGUCGCCAUCAGGGCGGAGGCGUCAGCCACCGCCGCCCCGGUGGCCGGGGACAGGCUCACCAUCUCGGGCACCUUCUCCAAGCUGAAGGAGCAGGGCAAGAUUGCAUUCAUUCCAUUCAUCGUUGCUGGUGACCCUGACUUGGCAACUACAGCGAAAGCAUUGAAGGUUCUUGAUGCGUGUGGUUCAGAUGUGAUUGAAUUGGGUGUGCCUUAUUCUGAUCCAUUGGCUGAUGGCCCUGUUAUUCAGGCUUCCGCUACACGUGCGCUAACAAAAGGCACCACAUUUGAGGAUGUUAUCUCUAUGGUAAAGGAGGUGGUACCUAGUCUGUCCUGCCCCCUGGCGCUUUUCACAUAUUAUAACCCAAUUUUGAAGCGUGGUGUGGCAAAUUUCAUGUCUGUUGUAAAAGAAGCUGGUGUGCAUGGUCUUGUGGUACCUGAUGUUCCUCUGGAAGAGACAGAUAUUUUGAGAAGCGAGGCUGCCAAGAACAACCUAGAGUUGGUGCUACUGACAACACCAACUACACCAACCGAAAGGAUGGAGAGGAUCACAAAGGCUUCAGAAGGAUUUGUUUAUCUUGUAAGCACUACUGGAGUUACAGGUGCACGCUCGAACGUAAGUUUCAAGGUUGAAGCUCUUCUUCAGGAAAUCAAGCAGGUCACAGACAAAGCUGUGGCUGUUGGCUUUGGUGUGUCAACUCCAGAGCAAGUGAAGCAGAUCGCAGGAUGGGGUGCAGAUGGUGUGAUCGUUGGGAGUGCAAUGGUGAGGCAGUUGGGUGAAUCUGGUUCUCCAGAAGAAGGAUUGAAGAAACUAGAAGAAUUAGCCAAGAACCUAAAGGCCGCAUUUCCAUGAAACAUGCAGUUUCGUGGGGGGAAAGCACAUAAGUAUCAUUUUUUGUAGUCUGCUUUAAAGUGUAGCAUUGGAAGCUGCGCUUUUCCGUGUUUAGGUUUUGGAGGUUGCUGUUGUGUGGUGCGAAUAAUUGUAUCCUUAUCUUGAAUGCUCGAAUGAAUAAAUCAAGGUUGAAGUUAUAAAUGCUGCAAAAGAUAGUGUCUACUA
This is a messenger RNA of Brachypodium distachyon (stiff brome), 1340 nucleotides long. Its product is annotated as tryptophan synthase alpha chain. NCBI's taxonomy places the organism in Eukaryota, Viridiplantae, Streptophyta, Magnoliopsida, Poales, Poaceae. The transcript has 8 exons. The record is from RefSeq and is a predicted model, not a curated record. Gene Ontology annotation, biological process: L-tryptophan biosynthetic process. Gene Ontology annotation, molecular function: tryptophan synthase activity. Gene Ontology annotation, cellular component: chloroplast; cytosol. Bases 141 to 1136 code for a protein of 331 amino acids.